AUGGCACGCAUAACACUCCUUAAAUUUGUUUCCUUGGUUGCAUUGGCUCUACAAAAAGUAUCAGCUUCCACUGCAGCUUCCUUCCUCCCUGGCACAGCCUGCAGCGGACAAACUGCAGUUGUUUCUCGGUCCUCAGGCCAUGUCGAUAUAUUCUUCAGUGGGUCCGAUGGAAGGGUUUACACCGCUUCGCAAGGUCCGGGAGAUACUCACUUCGGCGCAUCCAAUGUGAUUGGGAACAUCCAAGUCGCUUUCUGCUCCUCCGUCUCCGCUAUUUCUGCUGCAGCGGAUAAAAUCGACAUUUUUGUGACGGGAGCGGAUACCUUUGUCUACACAGCAUCGAGAGAUUCGGAUGGCUCUUAUUCAGCCUGGACACAAUUGGCAGGUGGAACCGCGAGCCCGGGGACAACUAUCACUCCAGUAUCAGCAUCGUCCGGGAACGUCCAAGUAUUCUGGGCCGGGACCGACGGCUACGUGUACGAAGCCGAGCUGCGCUCUAGCAAUUCAACUGCAAUCGCACUGACCAGCGGUUCAAUAGGAGCUGGUGGGCAAAUCACUGCGAUUCCGCGAUUCAACAAUCCGAGCACUGCCGAUGUAUUCAUUUGCGGUGGGAAUGCACAUGUCUAUCAUAUGCUUUUCGAAACGUCAGAUAGGACCGGGACGUGGACCGAUAUAAGUUAUCCCGGAGCUCAUGGUUGUGAUGGUGGUAACCCUGUUACACCGAUCAUGUUGCCAAACGGAGAUCUGCACUUGUUCGUAACAGACCAAGACAACAAUAUCUACACCGCCGUGCGAACACAGUCUCCCGCAGUUGACUUUUCAGGCUGGACGAAGACUGGAAAUCUCGUUGUACCUAGGCAAGCACCAAUAUUCGGCAUCGUCUCCAAGCCCAACACCAUCGAGCUGUACGUCACGGCGCAGGAUUCCCUGGUGUACUUGUCGACGUGGAACGGAGGGUUCAGUCCCUGGACCGCGCUUGGAAACGUAUACACAAUGCCUGCCGCGUCUAUUUCCGGAAUCUCCACCGGCGACACGACGUUCCAGCUCUUUGCAACAACACUCGACAAGAACGUUUCGACGAUCAAUUGGAACGUUGGUCAAAGUCUAUCUUGUGACUGGUGGCAUGUCGGCGCUUCUCCAAUCGCAUGCACUGGCAAAGCUUCCGAUCCAGUUGUCGGAAGUGGGAAUUCAUCCGUAUCCAAGUCCUCAGCCAAUGGGCUUAGCAUUGGCGUCGGAUUCAUAAUUGGGAUGAUCAUUGGAGUUGGGAUUACGGCUGCUGUGGUAUUUUUCUUGCAUCGACGGCAGAAGGCUCAAUUGGAGAAAAAGGCUUCCCUGGAUACACUGCCGAGCAUGCCUCCUUGGGGACACCCAACAGACACUCAUCACAACCCUGUUGAGAUGGAUUCAAAGUCCGAUGGGCAGUGGAAGGGAGAUAGUACAGAACAUCUGUCGGAGGUCUCUGGUACACCUGUUCACCGCUGA
This is a messenger RNA of Hyaloscypha bicolor E, 1479 nucleotides long. RefSeq lists its product as uncharacterized. The transcript has a single exon. NCBI's taxonomy places the organism in Eukaryota, Fungi, Ascomycota, Leotiomycetes, Helotiales, Hyaloscyphaceae. Bases 1 to 1479 code for a protein of 492 amino acids. The record is from RefSeq and is a predicted model, not a curated record.